CUGAGGACAAUGACGAUAGCAUAAGUACGGGUAUAUCUAAAGAUUCGAAAUCGGUACGACGUAGCUUUUCUACCAUGUUUACUCAGCUUGGGCAUUCUGUAAAGAAAGUCUUUAAGAAAAAGGCAUCUGUGUCCGAUUCAAGACUAAAAAAGACCAUGUCUGUACAACAUAAUCUUCGACAGCAUGCGUCUUCUCCUUUGAACUCGAUGACCAAGAAACAAAUGUAUUCUUCAUUACGUGCCCCUGUUAAAGCACCCAAUGAACGACCCAAAGUCUUUUUAGAGUCAUUUGCUACGUAUAUACCUACGGAACCUAUCACGGAUGCGUCUCAGGUUCAAGUGUACAAUGGUAGUUGCCCUUCCUCUGUCAGCAGCCUGCAUUCACAUAGGUCACCACCCAUGAUACAACCACAACAGAACUACUGGGAUGGUGAAGCAACGCAAUCGCAACAAUUUGAUCAGCUCUUGGAUGAUAUCUGGGAGCGAUCUCAAGAAUACCAAGAUUAUUUUGCUGCGGAAGAACAAAAUCUUAGUAACAGCUCGUUUAGUACAAAUUUUAAUAAUCAUUUUAAGAAUAAUGCGGUUUGGUCCCCUAAUCAAGAUAAUAAUAUUACAGUAAGACCUAGUAAGACAGAAGGUAAUAUGAACAAGUUUGAUGAGGGCGUACCGUUUGUAAGCGUAGGUCAAAGUACGAGUCAAGAUAGCAAGCGAAAGUCGCAACUGGCGAAGGGCAAUCUUAAUAUUGAAGACGUCAAGGCCUAUAAACGAUCCACGUCUGCUUACUCAAAUAUUAGAGAUUAUGACUUGAAUUGGCAAGCGUCGUUUCAUGUGGAGCAAAAAAGUCGAGAUAAAGUGGCCAAAACACUCAAGAGUGUUUCUUGGGCAUUCUACAAUAUCAUCAAACGAAAUCAUAAUCUAAAUGAAUUUGCCUGUGAUGCUAUAUUUAGCGAGAAUGAAUACCAAGUAUCGGAUGGGUCUAAUUAUAAUCUAUGUUCUGAGCCUUUGACGGACUGGAACGAUAUUUACGAUCAAUUGGCGUAUGUAUUUGAUUGCGGUGAGCUUACGGCUGAACAUGCCAUUAUUACUCUCAUUUACGUAAAGCGUAUGCUCGAUUUAUCAAGACAAAGUCUAUGGGAUUUCAGUUGGCGUAUGAUUGUCAUGUCUUCGCUAUUAACAGCCGUCAAAGUGUGGGAUGAUUGUGCUAUCUUUAAUGCGGAUUUUGCAAUGAUUUUUCCUGAGCUAACUCUUGAUGUUAUCAAUACAAUUGAAAGAGUGUUUCUGACACACUUGGAAUGGGACGUAUCUGUAAACUGUUCAGACUUCGCACGUACUUACUUUCAUUUGCGUGAUAUUGAACAUAUGAUGGAUCAAUGGUGAUUUUUUAUACCCUUUUUCUUUUUUUUUUCUUUUUUU
Mucor mucedo is the source of this 1412-nucleotide messenger RNA. RefSeq lists its product as uncharacterized. The coding region runs from base 75 to 1376 and encodes 433 amino acids. Lineage: Eukaryota; Fungi; Mucoromycota; Mucoromycetes; Mucorales; Mucoraceae. The record is from RefSeq and is a predicted model, not a curated record. Gene Ontology annotation, cellular component: plasma membrane. The transcript is spliced from 5 exons.